This is a messenger RNA of Rhinichthys klamathensis goyatoka, 2427 nucleotides long. RefSeq lists its product as uncharacterized. The record is from RefSeq and is a predicted model, not a curated record. The transcript has 28 exons. Gene Ontology annotation, cellular component: cytoplasm. Gene Ontology annotation, biological process: epidermis development. The coding region runs from base 446 to 2155 and encodes 569 amino acids. Lineage: Eukaryota; Metazoa; Chordata; Actinopteri; Cypriniformes; Leuciscidae.
UGUACAAAACCAUGAUAUUUUUUCUUAUGUGGCAGAAAUGGGCUUCCAUACUUUUGCCUCUCACAGUCAUAUUCAGCAUCACUGAGAUAUGUGUGUGUGUGUGUGUGUGUAUCGUGCGUCAGACGCGUUAGAGUGUAAGGAACGCUGGUUAUCAGCAGGUGUGUGUGUGUGUGUGUGUGGUAAUUGUUUCUGAAGGGGCGUCUGCUGGUUGAUCAGGACGGGUAACUUCAGCUCACACCCUGAGAAACAGAAAACACACACACACACACACCUGCCACAUAUGCAUAACAACACGCCUGCAGCGCACUCACUUUCACACGCAAACACGAAUGUUUUCUAAACCCGAGGUGUGAAACCGUGAAUCAGGCGAAGGGUUCUGUUGGUGAGCUUCACACUGAACGAGCCUGAACUCUUGAUCCCACAGAACUUCAACAGCGCUGACAUCAUGAGCACACAGACCAAAUCUGGGAGGAGAACCGUCCUACAAGACAACAGCUGGAUCAAACGAAAAGCAGAAGAGGACGAACCCAUCGAUGAUGAUCCGAACUUCGGUAAAGUCGUUCUGUCUCAGCAGAAAUCAGUGGAUGAUGUCAGCAGCAAGUCAGUGGAGGCCGAAAAAACCCCGGUGAACUCUGGGACGACCUUCAGCUCCUUCAGCAAGAGCCCCACAUCGGUGAACAAGAGCAUCUCCGCGGUCGUCCCGCCACCGGCUCCGGCUCCUAAACCUCCGGUCCCUGCCAAGAAUCCGGUGCUCAAGACUCCCAACACAUCCAGCUUCACCGCACGCGUCUUCUCUGGCGCAAACACCAGCAGCAAAACAUUGAGCCCUGUUAAACCAUCGUUCGGUGAGAAGUUUCCAGAUCUCACAGUGUCUCAAUCUACCAAUGGCGCUGUGAAGAGUUCCUCCGUCUCCAGUCCCGUGAAGAGCUCGACCCGGAGUGAAAGCGUGUCUGUGUCUACACUGAAGUCCUCGACACCGUCUCAAUCUCAGAGUGAAAGCGUGUCUGUGUCUACACUGAAGUCCUCGACACCGUCUCAGUCUCAGAGUGAAAGCGUGUCUGUGUCUACACUGAAGUCCUCGACACCGUCUCAGUCUCAGAGUGAAAGCGUGUCUGUGUCUACACUGAAGUCCUCGACACCGUCUCAGUCUCAGAGUGAAAGCGUGUCUGUGUCUACACUGAAGUCCUCGACACCGUCUCAGUCUCAGAGUGAAAGCGUGUCUGUGUCUACACUGAAGUCCUCGACACCGUCUCAGUCUCAGAGUGAAAGCGUGUCUGUGUCUACACUGAAGUCCUCGACACCGUCUCAGUCUCAGAGUGAAAGCGUGUCUGUGUCUACACUGAAGUCCUCGACACCGUCUCAGUCUCAGAGUGAAAGCGUGUCUGUGUCUACACUGAAGUCCUUGACACCGUCUCAGUCUCAGAGUGAAAGCGUGUCUGUGUCUACACUGAAGUCCUUGACACCGUCUCAGUCUCAGAGUGAAAGCGUGUCUGUGUCUACACUGAAGUCCUCGACACCGUCUCAGUCUCAGAGUGAAAGCGUGUCUGUGUCUACACUGAAGUCCUUGACACCGUCUCAGUCUCAGAGUGAAAGCGUGUCUGUGUCUACACUGAAGUCCUCGACACCGUCUCAGUCUCAGACGACCGUCAUGAACACUAAAACAUCUUCAGCAAUGGAGGAGAGUCUGAGCUGGAGACCGGCAGAGAAACCCUCAGCGAGGUAUUCUCCGUCAGCCGUGAGCCUGAACACACACUCCAGCUUUCAGACUGCCAGCGCUCCGCUGGAUGGUCUCGCUGACUCUCUACUGCCUGGAAGAGUGCAGUCGCAGCCUGUCAGAUCACAAACGCAGGUCAGGACUGUUAGCACUGAGAUUCCCGCUGCAUCGCCGACCCUACGCUCGCCUCUACAGACACUGCAGUCCUCCAGCAGGGUCAUCAGUCGCGACGCCUGUACGGUCUGUGGGAAGCCCAUCGCUGGAGACGGGAAGAUGAUCUUAGAGGAGCUGAACAUCAUCAGCCACACGUCCUGCUUCAGGUGUGCGGUGUGUCGCCGUGAUCUCGGGGGUCUGGAGGCAGGGAAGUCUCUCUGGGUUCAUCGGGAGCGAGUCCACUGCUCAAACUGCUUCAGUGACAUCAGAGGUCAGUGGUAUAUUUGAGAUGAUGUCGAUCACGAGGAGAGAUAAUAAUUCAACAGCAGAAUAUUACAGCGGAUUAAGAGGGUGUGUGUAGGAGUGUCAUAAGGAUAAUGAGACAUUAAAUUAUAUUCAUGCAGAAACUGUUUACAGCAUAUUGUAAUGAUGAUUAGUUUUAAUAAUUCAUGAGGAUAUAUAUCUGUUCUCUUUAUAUCAAUAAGAGUAAUUUACAUUAAUGUUAUGAACGUCAACUGUACACAUGAUAUGCACAUAAUAAAACUAUAUUCUGAUUCUGA